AUGAAUUUUUUUUUUCCAAAAGGAUGCAUGUCAAAGUGGUAUAAGAAAAACAAUUUUACAGGACAAGGAAAUUAUGAACGGGUACUACCAGUAUUGCUAAGCAGUAGUUUCGUGUGUUACUAUAUAUUCAAAGAUGAAGAAAGGAGACAAGAGAUUAGAUCUCAUUGUAGGGACGUAAGAAGGGAUGCAAUAAAUAUUCUAUCAAAAUAUAGUAAAAUUAAGAAUGCCAUUUUAUUAGACAAUAAUGAUAGUGUAUUAUGUGAUAAUAACAAAAAAGGAUUUCGGCACCCUUUGUGGAGAUCAGAAGAAAAAAGACCAAUUGAAAAAAUGGAAAAUGCAAUUUUAUUUAGUGGUUCAUCGAAUCCGUUGUUAAGCAAAAAUAUAGCUGACCAUUUAGGUACCAGUUUAGGAAGAGUAAAUUUAAAGCGAUUUGCAGAUGGUGAAGUAUCAAUGCAAUUUCUGGAAAGUAUAAGAGGGAAGGAUGUUUAUAUUAUACAACCAACAUGCCCUCCAGUGAAUGAAAAUUUAAUUGAAUUAUUAUUAAUGAUUUCUACUUGUCGAAGAGCCUCUGCUAAGAAAAUCACUGCUGUUAUUCCAUAUUAUGGUUAUGCAAGACAAGAUAGAAAACUAAGUUCUAGGGUUCCUAUAUCAGCAGCAGAUGUAGCACGAAUGAUAGAAGCAAUGGGAGUAGAUAGAGUUGUUGCUAUCGAUUUACAUUCAGGACAGAUUCAAGGUUUUUUUGGACCUAGAGUACCAGUAGAUAAUUUAGAAGCACAAUUAAUAGGAUUAGAUUAUUUCACAAAAAAGGAUCUCUAUAAACCUGUCAUUGUAUCUCCAGAUGCAGGGGGAGUCUAUCGUGCCAGGAAAUUUCAAGAUGGUCUAAAUCAUAGAGGCAUAAGUGACUGUGGUAUUGCUAUGUUAAUAAAACAAAGAACAAAACCUAACGAAAUUGAAAAAAUGGAUUUAGUUGGAAAUGUAUACGAUUCAGAUGUUAUCAUAGUUGAUGAUAUGAUAGACACAUCAGGUACACUAUGUGAAGCUGCAAAACAAUUGAAAAAACAUGGUGCCAGAAGAGUGUUUGCCUUUGCUACUCAUGGACUCUUCUCAGGCCCAGCAAUUGAUCGAAUAGAAAAUUCACCCCUUCAAGAAGUUGUAGUUACAGAUACGGUUAAAUCGAACAAAAAUAUUGAGAAUUGUAAAAAAAUUACCAAAUUGAGUGUUUCUGUGCUGGUUGCAGACGCUAUUAGACGUAUCCAUCAGAAGGAAUCCCUCAACGAUCUGUUUAACAUUAAAGGAUAG
Plasmodium gonderi is the source of this 1299-nucleotide messenger RNA. RefSeq names its product phosphoribosylpyrophosphate synthetase. The record is from RefSeq and is a predicted model, not a curated record. Bases 1 to 1299 code for a protein of 432 amino acids. Gene Ontology annotation, biological process: purine nucleotide biosynthetic process; 5-phosphoribose 1-diphosphate biosynthetic process. Gene Ontology annotation, cellular component: cytoplasm; ribose phosphate diphosphokinase complex. NCBI's taxonomy places the organism in Eukaryota, Apicomplexa, Aconoidasida, Haemosporida, Plasmodiidae. The transcript has a single exon. Gene Ontology annotation, molecular function: ribose phosphate diphosphokinase activity; magnesium ion binding.